Molecule: messenger RNA, 516 nt
Organism: Branchiostoma belcheri (Belcher's lancelet)
Lineage: Eukaryota; Metazoa; Chordata; Leptocardii; Amphioxiformes; Branchiostomatidae
Exons: 1
Coding region: 56-487 (143 amino acids)
Source: RefSeq, a predicted model, not a curated record
UAAAAUUCAUUGGCAAGACCACACCCCAGAUACGGAGGUACUUUCCCGUGCCAACAUGCCCAGCAUUCACACCCUCAUAGAGAAAGCCCAAGCAAGGUGGGCAGGACACGUCCGACGGAUGAACGACAGCCGCAUACCCAAAAUGCUGCUGUAUGGGGAACUGGCUGAAGGCAAAAGGCUAGCGGGCCGCCCCAAGCUCCGCUUCAAGGACAGCCUCAAGGCAACUCUGAAGAGCCUCAGCAUUCCUGUCGAAAACUGGGAGGACGCUGCCACUGACCAUCACCAGUGGCGCAGACUAGUCCACCAGGGCGCCGAGCUUGCUGAGCGUCGUCGCAUCAGCCUGGCUGUCAGUAAGCGGGAGGCACGAAAGGCGAGGGAGAAAAACCCGUCUCUGCAACCACUACCUGAGCACAAGUGUGACGUCUGCGGCAGGUGCUUCCGGGCUAGAAUUGGGCUCGUCAGCCACACCCGGACACACAAGGACUGAAGUUGGGGUCAUCAUCGACUGCGAUGGAC